CCGUAAUUCUCGUUGCCCCUCAGUUCUGGAACAGAGGGGCACGGAAGAACAGUAGAACAGAGGGGCACAGAGCUCUGGGGGACAAAUGUGACGUCGAGUACCCUGCGUCCCGGAUCCCUUGACUGGGUGCGUCAUGGGUCAUGGUCGGCUUCUGUCGAAGUACGGUACUGUGUACGUGCCCAAUAGUGAGUACACAAUGCUAGGUACCUUGUGUAGUACAGAGCCAGCGCUGCUUCGGUUCGCGGCUCAAGUAGGGCUACUUUCUCUCCGGUUCUGAGAUGCGCCUAGCUCUUGACGCCCUUUCGCUCGGCGUGUGUGCCCGAAUGCGUCUUGUCGCCGACCUUUUUCAAGACUCGAGCUUUCAGUUCGCCUGCAUGGCUUCACCUUCGCCGUUGGAAAGCGCCGCCCCAUCCCUGUGUUCGCGGCGAGACGCCCUCUGCCGCUGCAUCGCAGAGGGAAGAACAUGGAGCUCCAAACCGGCUCCCAGGCAAGAUCACCCAGCACCAUGACGCUCAGCUUCCCCAUCAUCUUCCUUCUCUCCACCAAUCUCGGGUCGGAGGAGCUCCAGCGCCUGGAGGAGCAGAUACCCACGCUCACGUACGAUAUCAACGAAGCCGAAAUCGUGCUGGGAAAGGUGUUUCGCAAGGAGCGCGCCCUGUUCGAGCUCAGGAAACACAAGCUCGCCACCGAGGAAGUCGACCCGCUAGAGCGCUCUGCUCCUGCAUCCCCGAAUCCGAAACGGGCCAAGCUGAUGACGCCUGCGCCGGCAAGCUCCGACAUCGACUCGGAUACGGCCUCCGAAGGCGAGAUUCAGCGACGCCUAGCAGGGCCUUCUCCCGCCGAGCCGACUGUCAGGGUGGUGAAGCUUGCCUGGUUCACCGACUCGGUCAAGACAGGGGUAGUGCUCCCGACAGAUGACUACCUCGUCUACGAAGGCCGCAAGGUUCCCCCCACAGCGCCCGCGAAGGCGCCGCAGCCUCGGCCUGCUGAGAAGGUGGCAGAAGUCAUGAAGCGCGCCCUUGCGGAUGCAAGCUCUUCACCAAGGAGUCCGCAACCAAGACCGUCCCACGGGAGGCGGGGCGAGACCUACGCCAGCCACCCCGUCAGGCCUUUGCUCAGGCAGACUACUUCAGAGCACGACAUGGACACGCAGUUGCCGCCGAUACCAGACUAUCUUCAUACUCCGUAUUCGUGCCAACGCCCUACCCCUGUUCAUCCGCCAAACGAGGCCUUCAUGGCGGAGCUCGAUAAGAUCAAGACAGCCAGGACCUUGACUGGAGAUAAGAUAGGGGUAAGGGCCUACUCAAGUGCCAUCGCCACCAUUGCCGCCUAUCCGUAUACCAUUCAGACGGCACAAGAAGUCGCUAGACUACCCGGCUGUGGCAGCAAAAUUGCCCGCCUGUUCCAAGAGUUCAAGGACACGGGCCAGAUCAGGGAGGCAAGGGAGGACGAAACGGACCCCAAGCUCGCCGUGCUGAAGCUGUUCUACGGCAUCUGGGGCGUCGCCGAGACGACGGCGCGCGACUUCUACAACCGAGGCUGGCGCGACCUCGACGACAUCGUCGAGUACGGCUGGGAUUCCCUCACCAGGGUGCAGCAGAUCGGCGUCAAAUACUACGACGAAUUCCAGACCAAGAUCCCGCGCGCCGAGGUCGAGGCCAUCGCCAACACCAUCCUCGAGCACGCCAACAGGAUCCGGCAGGGCUUCCAGAUGGUCAUCGUGGGCGGCUACCGGCGGGGCAAGCUGGAGAGCGGCGACGUGGACGUGGUGCUGAGCCACCCGGACGAGGCGGCGACGCACAACUUUGUCGAGCGCAUCGUCGUCAGCCUCGAGCGCGGCCGCUACAUCACGCACACACUCUCCCUCAGCACGGCCAAUUCGGAGCGCGGCCAGGCGCCCGUCAGCUGGAAGGGCGACAACAGGAAGGCCGGCACGGGCUUCGACACGCUCGACAAGGCGCUGGUCGUGUGGCAGGACCCCGUCUGGACGACGGGCGAGGCCCGGAACCCCAACCCGCACCGCCGGGUCGACAUCAUCAUCAGCCCGUGGAAGACGGCCGGCUGCGCCGUGCUGGGGUGGACGAGCGGCACGACGUUCCAGCGGGAUCUGAGGCGGUACUGCAAGAAGGAGCUCUCGCUCAAGUUCGACAGCAGCGGGGUGCGCAGCCGGAAGGACGGGUCGUGGGUGGAUCUGGAGAGCGGGCCGGACGGCAAGCCGGCGCCGGACAUGCUGACGGCGGAGCGGCGCGUGUUUGCCGGGCUGGGCCUGCAGUGGAGACCGCCGGAAGAACGGUGUACGGGGUAACUAACUCGUGCACACUAUGUCGGCAAAUAAGUAAGCUUAAAAUGCUCCUUGGAAACCAAUGGAGGAGGGGUAUUUUCCUUCGUUCUUUACCUAAGGUAGCUGUCUCUGUUGCCCAUUCCUGAUCCAUCCUUCGAUGGUGUCAUCGUAGGCCACAUAGCGUGCUGCCUGAUGGUUGGCUGGCCGGUAAUAGUGCAAGAAAAUGCCCCCAGCCGGUUUGCGGCGCACCCAAUA
Molecule: messenger RNA, 2536 nt
Organism: Thermothielavioides terrestris NRRL 8126
Lineage: Eukaryota; Fungi; Ascomycota; Sordariomycetes; Sordariales; Chaetomiaceae
Exons: 2
Coding region: 464-2305 (613 amino acids)
Biological process (GO): double-strand break repair via nonhomologous end joining
Cellular component (GO): nucleus
Molecular function (GO): DNA-directed DNA polymerase activity; DNA binding
Source: RefSeq, a predicted model, not a curated record